Messenger RNA from Sitophilus oryzae (rice weevil), 556 nucleotides. RefSeq names its product ADP-ribosylation factor-like protein 16. NCBI's taxonomy places the organism in Eukaryota, Metazoa, Arthropoda, Insecta, Coleoptera, Curculionidae. The coding region runs from base 1 to 492 and encodes 163 amino acids. The transcript has 3 exons. Gene Ontology annotation, molecular function: GTPase activity; GTP binding. The record is from RefSeq and is a predicted model, not a curated record.
AUGGUUUUGUGCAUAGGUCCAGAAAGUUCUGGAAAAACCCUUUUGCUAAAGAAAAUUCAAGACCCCAAUUACGUGGAUAAUACAACCACAGCCAUACCAACUGUGGGCACAAACAUAUUAAACUUGAAAAUCGAAGACAAAAUUUAUACUAUUCGAGAAAUAGGAGGUUCUUUGGCAUCUAUAUGGAGCAAGUAUUUUGAAAACGUUGGAAAGGUAAUGUAUGUCAUAGAUGCAUCGAACCUAUGCCAAAUAUCAGCCGCUGGUGUACUCUUGUACACUGUUGUAGCUCAUCCAUUACUAAAAAACGCCAGGUUUUUGAUAGUUUUGACAAAGAUGGACUCAAGUUAUCGUCAGAUGCGUAACGAAGCACUGCUGAUGCUUCAGAUGAAGAGACUGCAGAGAGAAAUACAGCAAAAAAUUACAAUAAUCGAAGCCAGUGCUAUUAACGGUUUAGGUAGAAACGACAUUUUGAAAUGGAUAGUGGAAAGCUGAGAAAAUGAAUUUUAAUUGUUUCUGCGUUGUAGAGAUUUGAUUAGUGUGAUAAAUAAAAAUGAAU